Molecule: messenger RNA, 390 nt
Organism: Symbiodinium sp. CCMP2456
Lineage: Eukaryota; Dinophyceae; Suessiales; Symbiodiniaceae
Source: the annotation of a GenBank genome assembly
AUGGUAUACCGACCACUGCGCAGCUGCCCGGGCAAAGACGUCCCGCUUCUGCAGAAGCUGCUUUGCCGCCUUCGCGGCUCAGAUGGCGAGGGCCUCUUUCCUCAGCGCCUCUUUGCCGCCACGGAGCUGGUCCGUCUGGCCGAGGAUCUGGCGCAUCUGGAGCUUCACAGCGAUGAGGAAGCCCUGAAAUCCUUGGGCCGGGCGCUUCUCUUGCGGAGGCCAGAGCUACAAAGCUCGGAACUCCAGCUUGCCAGAGGAGCCUUUGCCAUGCUCGGCCUACCACUGCAGCAAGUGUGGGCAUCAGUCGGAGCAAAGCAGAUGAAGCAUGGAGGGGCCGUGGUGACGAAGCAGGCGGCGAUUGCACAAGUCCUGGUGCAGAACAAGGCUUAG